GUAAGCAGAUGUUGGCUACAGCUCACAUUAAGGGGAAGUACAUAAUCACCACCCCGAUAGCCUCCCACUGUCCAUUUCUUGUCCAAGAACUUCCCCAAAAGUGUGGUUUCAAUUUUAUGGAAAGCCUUUGAAAUUGGCACAGUUUCCAAAAGUAUGUAGGAAAAAAAAAGUCUACCAGAGGUUUGGCCUCCAACUGUGAAAACAGACACUGCCUUUUCGAACUCCUCUCCUAGAUCUACUGACCAACACCCAGAAGAGAGAAUUUACAUUCUUUUAGAAUACGACAGGAAAAUGAAGACCCGGCUAAAAAUCAUAUUUGGCGUGGUUAUAUGUCUUUUGCUUUCCUUAUUACUUAUGUGUAUUGUACUGCUACCAUCAAGAGUUGUCAACACAGAUGAUGGUCCUAGAGCUCUUACCUUGGAAGAUUAUUUGAAUGGAAACUUCCAAUAUAAAACAUUUUUUCCAUAUUGGGUGUCAGACAAUGAAUAUCUUCACCAGUCUGCAGAGGAUGAUAUUGUCCUUUACAAUGUUGAAAUUAACUACGCAACCACCAUCAUGACAAACAGCACAAUGAAACAAGUUAAUGCUUCAAAUUAUGUGAUGUCAUCCGACAAAUAUUUCAUAGCUCUGGAAAGCAAUUAUUCAAAGCUGUGGAGAUACUCUUAUACAGCAUCAUAUCACAUUUAUGAUCUCAUAAAUGGUGGUUUUGUAACAGAAAAUCAGCUUCCACAUAAAAUUCAGUAUAUAUCCUGGUCACCCGUUGGACACAAAUUGGUAUAUGUAUAUCAGAAUAAUAUCUAUUUGAAACAAAGUCCUAGAGAGGCACCAGUUAAAAUAACUACUGAUGGAAAACAGAAUGAAAUAUUUAAUGGGAUUCCUGACUGGGUCUAUGAAGAGGAGAUGCUAGCAACAAAAUAUGCACUGUGGUGGUCUCCAAGUGGAAGAUAUUUAGCAUAUGUACAAUUUAAUGAUUCUGACAUACCAGUUAUUGAAUAUUCAUAUUUUGGUGAGGACCAGUAUCCUAGAAAAAUAACUAUCCCUUACCCAAAGGCUGGAGCUAAAAAUCCUACUGUUAAAGUGUUUAUUGUAGACACUAUUAACUCUGAAGCAUUUGGUCCUAAGGAGGUGCCAGUUCCUGCAAUCAUAGCAUCCAGUGAUCACUAUUUUACUUGGCUUACUUGGGUAACAGAUACUCGAAUCUGUGUGCAGUGGCUGAAGAGAAUACAGAAUUUUUCAGUCUUAGCUAUUUGUGACUUCAAAGAGCAUUCAAAUACUUGGGACUGUCCAGAGAAUCGACAGCACAUUGAAGAGAGUCAAACAGGAUGGGCGGGCGGAUUCUUUGUUUCUGCACCGUAUUUUACAUCAGACAGCAGUUCGUACUACAAAAUUUUUAGUGACAAAAAUGGUUAUAAACAUAUUCAUUACAUCAAUGGCUCUGUGGAGAAUGCAAUCCAAGUUACAAGUGGAGAAUGGGAGGCAAUAUACAUUUUCAGAGUAACAAAUGAUGCAAUUUUUUAUUCAAGCAAUGAAUUUGAAGGCUAUCCUGGAAGAAGGAAUAUUUACAAAAUCAGCAUUGGAAGUAAACCUAUGAGAAAACAAUGCAUUACCUGCAAUUUAAGGAAAGAGAGAUGUCAGUAUUAUACAGCAAGAUUCAGUGAACAUUCAAAGUAUUAUGCUUUGAUCUGUUAUGGUCCUGGGAUUCCCAUUUCUACUCUUUUUGAGAACCGUGGUGAUAGAGAGCUCAAAGUAUUGGAAGACAAUUGGGAAUUGCAGUCUGCUUUGCAAGAUAUCAGACUGCCAAAAGAAGAAAUUAAUAAGCUUGAAGUGGAUGGUAUAACUUUGUGGUACAAAAUGCUUCUACCUCCACAGUUUGAUAGAUCCAAGAAGUACCCUCUGCUUAUUCAGGUGUAUGGAGGACCUUGCACUCAGAAUGUAAAGGCAACCUUUAGCAUUAGCUGGAUAACCUAUCUUGCAAGCAAAGAGGGAAUUAUUGUUGCUCUGGUGGAUGGCAGAGGGACAGCUUAUCAAGGUGACAAGAUUUUGCAUGCAGUAUAUCGAAGACUCGGAGUCUAUGAAGUUGAGGACCAAAUCUCAGCCGUUAAAAAAUUUAUAGAAAUGGGCUUUAUUGAUGAGAAACGAAUAGCAAUAUGGGGCUGGUCCUAUGGUGGCUAUGUAACUUCUUUGGCACUUGGAUCUGGCAGUGGAGUAUUUAAAUGUGGAAUGGCUGUGGCUCCUGUUUCCAGCUGGGAAUAUUACGCAUCAAUCUACACAGAACGAUUUAUGGGUCUUCCUAUAAAGUCCGAUAAUCUUGAGCACUAUAAGAAUUCAACUGUGAUGGCAAGAGCAAAGAAUUUCCAAAAUGUAGAGUAUCUUCUCAUCCAUGGAACAGCAGAUGAUAAUGUACAUUUUCAGAACUCAGCACAAAUUGCAAAAGCUCUGGUUAAUGCACAGGUGGAUUUCCAGGCAAUGUGGUAUACUGAUCAGAACCAUGGAAUUCCAGGCCUUUCCAGCAAACAUCUCUACACACAUAUGACCCACUUCCUCAAACAAUGCUUUUCUUUGUCAGAAUAAAUAGGCUACCCAGAGCAUGCUAAGGCAUCUGAGACAUCUUUGGGAGAAUGAAAAGACAGCAGUGCCCAAGUUGUAUAGUGUUCAGGUGAAUUGAUCACAGGACCUUUGAAACUUUAAACUUCAUGUUUACAUCCACUUUUGAUGUUGUAUAUUAGCAAAUGUUACGGUAACAAAUGUUUUGACGCAUUUGAUAUCUUUUGACAGAAAAAAUAAAAUCAGAAUGUAAAGGGU
Messenger RNA from Melospiza melodia melodia, 2802 nucleotides. RefSeq names its product prolyl endopeptidase FAP-like. Gene Ontology annotation, biological process: proteolysis. Lineage: Eukaryota; Metazoa; Chordata; Aves; Passeriformes; Passerellidae. The record is from RefSeq and is a predicted model, not a curated record. Gene Ontology annotation, molecular function: serine-type endopeptidase activity. The coding region runs from base 292 to 2571 and encodes 759 amino acids. The transcript is spliced from 26 exons. Gene Ontology annotation, cellular component: plasma membrane.